AUGGGUUUGUUAUUUACGAAAACUAGAUCGAAAGAUAGACCUGUUCGGCUUCAUUUGGCUGGUAGCAUGGGAGAUGGGCAGUUUACUGCACGACUCAUAGCAGAUAAUAUAGAAGUAGAGUAUGAUAUCAUGUAUCUAAGCAAGGUCGAGAUAAAAAAUGAAUCUCAUCUUGAAUAUGUACCUGACGCGACAGGUUUUGUUCGAAUCUUACGUAACAGGGACCGUGAUUUACGACAUCUACCACACAAUGGAACAUUUAUAAAUGGUUGUCAGCUAAAAGAAGAUAUUCACAGCAUAAUAAAAGCUAAUCAGGUACGAUCUCUUGAAACAUCAUCCACAAGUAUUGAUCAAGCGAGUAUUUUCUUACAAUACAAUGAUUUAUGGCCGCCAGUUGACCGAGAAAUAAUUAGAAAACUACAAACUAUGCGUCAAGAGCUAACUAACGAACGCAGACGAAAUGCCCAGCGGAAUAUUGAACAAUAUUUUCUAUUCGCUAAAAGUUUGAUUAAUUUUCAAUUUAAAGAUGAUUUUGGCAAUAUCUCUAAACGUCUGUUUAAUAUUAAUUUGUCAAAUGAAUAUUUGGACAAACAACGGGAAAAAGCGAAUCAUAUAAUUGAAAUUUAUCAAAUACUCUACAUGUCACUGAUUGGUAUUAGUAUUCCAUCUGAACUAACUAACAAAAUUCGACUUCUUGUUAAUUUUUAUAAUAAAUAUCGGCAUAUGGUUAAUGAAGACAUUUUUCAACAACGAUAUUCGCAAGUACGUCAGAGAAUAACAAUGACUGAAGAUUGCGAUGUCGUUGUGGCGCUGAAACUGAGCUUUUGGCCAUCAGUGGCACGAAAACGGUUAAGGUAUUGGAAACAAUACAAACCUAUCAUCUAUAGAAAGGUACGAAAAUCGACCGUUUAUGUCAUUCCAAAAUGGUCGAAAAUGACAGCAGAGGAUGACGGUUCAUACGAGUUUCGAUUAUCCUUCUCGAAUGCUGAAGAAAUUUUGGCUAAAUCUCGUUCAAAAAGCGAAAAGAUGUUGAAUGACAUUGCUCGUACUAUAUAUUAUAAACAUCUACGAAAACCUGUGACGUUCUCACAUGAUUGUGUGCAUUCAUAUUUUAUUAAAACCGUGGUGCUGUGGAUGUGCGAAGAGUUUGACCUUCAGAAUAACUAUAGAGACAUCAUUGACGAGAAACAAAUUCGAGCUGAUUUAACAAAUCGAUUCGUAAAUUACGCCCGAGAAAACCUUGAUAAAGGUGAAUGUCCUCAUUAUUUUAUCAAUGAAAUCAAUGUGCUGUCUAUGUAUACAUCAGAAGCAAGAAAAGAAGCAUUUACCACCCUCGAGAACAUUGAGCUGACGGAUGUAUUACAAUCAAAUUUCGACAACUGGCGUCCGGAGUUUUUGACCAUAACUCCUGAAAUGCUUAGCGAAUUUCGUGAACUACAAGAGAAAGGAUUUUUCCGGCAAACUUCUUUUUUCGUACCUAAAAGAUUUGAACCCGCUCUACAAUCCACAUUUUGGAACUUCUUAAUCAACGAAGACCGUAAUAGGAACUGGUGGAAGGAAUGGAUUAACUUUUUGUUAAAUAAUUCCACUGACAGAUCAGUCACAGAGGAAAACCAAGAGAACGCCACAACAGACAUCACUAUCACUGAUAUUGAACUUGUUUUAAGUCAAUUCACCGAGACAGUUCAACGACGAUGGCCAUUUCUCAAUCACCUUAUAUUCGAAGAUGAUCCAGCUAAAGAAUAUAUCAUAAGUAGGCGUGAAGUAUUCGUUCGGUUUGCCAGUCGGAUGUCUCAUCAAUGGGUUUAUGACACCAUCUUGCACACCCUAAAACAAAACCAUAAUACAAAACACAUUCUAUCGACUAUAGAAGCAAACAAAAGUGAAUGUUCCAUUCCAAUAUCCGAAACAGAAACUCUUGCGUUCCCUAUUAACAUUGUAAUUCACGAAUUUUGGGAUGAUUUCAUUACUGACGUAGUAGGCGAUAUACUGACACUGAUUGGCGCCGGAUAUUCUUUUGCAAAAUUUAUAUUUGCAACUGAUGAACAUUAUCAACGUCAAAAUCCAAUAUCUGCACGGUUUCUACCACUGAUUAGAGCUUUUAGUUUGAUUAGGAAUGCAUUGCGACUCAAAAAAUGA
Messenger RNA from Didymodactylos carnosus, 2136 nucleotides. Lineage: Eukaryota; Metazoa; Rotifera; Eurotatoria; Philodinida; Philodinidae. The record is from the annotation of a GenBank genome assembly.